AUGGAUAGUGUCCAAUCUCCGGUUCGAACGCAAUGUUUCGUCGGGAAUUUGCGGUCUGAUGUCCCAAAGACAAUGCUUGAAGAUAAACUAAGAGCCUCGUUUGAAUCCUUAGGAAUUUUCGUUUGCAGUGUUGACGUUUGCCGGAGAAAUGGAAAAAAGCCAACACAUGCAUUCGUCGAUCUAGCUAGUAAGAGUGAUUUGGAAAAUGCUAUAACAAAUGCGGACAGAUUCGACCAGAAAUUAGUCUUUGACGGCAAGAUCAUCCGAGUAGCUCCAAGAGAUCAGAAAGGCAGUGACGCCCAAGAUGCGGCAAAAGAGAGGCAAAAAUUCAGGAACAAAGGAAAACAAAAAGGAAAGCUCAAAGUACAAUCUAUUGGUACUAGAAAAAUGAUGUCACUACAUAACCCAAGUGGUAAUAAACCUCCUCCAAUCGUUAGCCAAAACACUUCCCCGUAUCUUCAACAUAAGCAUUCAAAUAAAGUAGAUAAUGGCGAAGGGUAUAUUAUUGGUCAAAAGCUUGGGACUGAAGACAGGCUCACGGAAUACAAAAGAGGAGGAGGAAAUUAUCUGGUCAAGAGAAUGAGGUCAUAUAUCAAUGAAUAUGUCUGUGCCUUCUUGAAUAGUGAAGGAGGAAGACUCCUCAUUGGUGUUGAAGACGACUGCAAGGUGUGUGGGGUGGAGUGUAGCGAUCAAAUGGAGGACCAGUUGAGGCAGGAGUUGGACAGUGUCAUCAAACGAUUCAAACCCCCAGUUCUACCAAACAUGUACAGAGUCAACUUCAAGUCUGUUUACAAAUCCCUGUCAGAUGUUACAGUUGAAAAUGGAGCACCGGUUUUAACAGAGUCGAUGUUUCCUGGAAGCAACAAUGAAAGUGUGCCUGGUCCUAGUGGUUUGAACAAUAGAAAUGGUGUCAUUCUAGAACUGACCAGCCUAAAAGUGAUUGAACUUAAGGUUGACAAGCCUAAGAAGUGCCCUUCUUUGUAUGAGAAUGAAGAGGGUGUAGUCUACAUCAGGAGAGAUGGCAGUAUACAACGCCUGCGUGCCAGUGAAAUCCAGGAGUGGCUACGGCAGAAUGCCAGUGAUUCUCACGUUAAAGUAUUGCAGAUGGAGAACGAAUCUCUAAAAACUGAAUGUCAAAAAAAGGAUAGAAUUAUCACUAGAAUAAGUGAGCAGAAUGAGAAUCUGGAGAGACAAACACUAAGUAAAUCUAAAUCAGCUGUCUGUACAUUGCUUUGAUGACUUUUAGAUUGGUGGCAUUCACAUAGAGCACACAGACAACUGCUACUUACUCUGUUUCAUUUUUUAAAUAAACAGUCUUAUAAAUUUUAACUUUUUAACUUUAUUUGUUUGCUUUGUUUACAUGUUUUUAUUUAUUUAUUUUUUAUUACAAGUUAUAAAGAAAUUGAUAAAAUAGAAGUAUAUAAGAUAUGCUGUUUUCUCAUACUUGAAAACCCAGCAGUCUGCAUGGUCAUUUCCUGGAAAUGCUGGAUUCUCAAGGAUACUACAUUCUCUGUUUGCAUAAAUUGAUACCAUAGCAUUCCUUUCCUGAGGCCUUGUGUCAUCCUUUAUUGACAAACAAAAAUAUCUUCAGGGAGGACCACCAGGUGUUUUUCACAGCCCAUCAAAGUCAAACACUGCUGCACUUGUAUCCAAGCUUUCCAACAGUGCCUUGUGGUCCCAUCUCUAAUUCCUGGUCGCUGUGCUAAUGUGGGCACAAGUUGGUGUAUGGUUGUUUUUUUUAAUAAAAAAAUACAGAUAUGAGCA
Nematostella vectensis (starlet sea anemone) is the source of this 1764-nucleotide messenger RNA. Its product is annotated as schlafen-like protein 1. NCBI's taxonomy places the organism in Eukaryota, Metazoa, Cnidaria, Anthozoa, Actiniaria, Edwardsiidae. Gene Ontology annotation, molecular function: RNA binding. The coding region runs from base 1 to 1236 and encodes 411 amino acids. The record is from RefSeq and is a predicted model, not a curated record. The transcript has 2 exons.